UUCCGGCCGUGAGGAUAUGGCACGACGACGAUGAUGUCGGAUCGGCCUCGUCGCGGGUUCACGUAGAGUUUCCCCCGUGGGCGCUCGACUUAACGGGUAUCCCCGGUCGCGGACCCUCUCGCCGUGUGUUAUGCGCCUCUGACGCGCCGCCGCCACUCGCUGCGCCGAGGGACCACCGCGCGUUCGGCGACGGAGCGACCUAAUUAUGAGCGGCGACGUGUUGCCCUCCUGACAGCUCGCGCGACGCCAAACAGAAGUGCAUAAUGUGGAGCGCGUCUGAGGAAUCGCCAGGCGCGAUGGAAGGCGGUCCUCCUGAGGCUGUGGUACACACGAAGGAGACAUGCGAGCAGAAUAAAAAUCAAUUGGAAUCCCUCAAGGAAAUCAUGAUGAGGAAUCAGCAGAGUUUAAAGAGAAAAGAGGAGGAGGUCCAGGAAUAUGCGCGAAGAUUGUCAAAGAUCAAAUCCAGGGCCAAGUUAUCACGUCGUAGUAAAGAAGGAGCUUCAUCAUCUAAAGACACAAUGCAUUCACAUAAGACUGAAUCUGCAGCACAGGAUGUAACAGAUGAUACAAUUGAUGACAUUAGUCAAGCAAAAACCCCAAAAGCAAAGUCUUCUUUACUUCAACGAAAAUUGGCGGAAAACAGGAAAGUGUUCGAGCAACGUAGCAAAGAAUUGACAGAAACAAAACGAGCGGUAGAAGAGAAAGUGGAAGCCAUCAGACAACAAUUGGAUGAAACAGCGGCAGAACACAAGGAUCAACUAGCUAACACACCAAUUAGGCCUCUUGUUAUCACUUCGGAUGUGAUGACGCCAAUUCAACUUCAAAACAUUCAAGAAAAAGAACAGAAGAUCACGGAGUUAAAUAGCAAAAUCGUCGAGCUGGAGGCUACUAUCCUGGAUCUUCGAGAAAAUUUAAAAGAGAAGGAUUCUGUUAUUGAUUCUAAAACGAAAGCGGUUACUCUUAUGUCCGCGGAUCUUUCCAAGAAGGGUAAAACGACGUUGGACACUCUCGAAGAUACGAAAGAUGAAAUGCGAACGAUGCAAGAAAAUUUUAUCUUGAUUGAAACGUCUCUGAAAAAUAAAAAUACCAGUUUACUGCAACAGCUACAAGAACGAGAUAACAGGAUAUCAGAAUUGGAGCAUACAGUCAAUAGAUUUGAAGAACAACUUAAAGAACAGAAAAUAGCUGAAUCAGCAAGUGCGGACUUCUCGCGUUCCACUAUGGACACUUUAGCGGAGACUAAAGACGCGAUGAAAUCAAUGCAGGAAAAUUUUGUUCUCGUCGAAUCGUCAUUAAAAUUGAAGAGCGAUCAUCUUCUUCAACAGUUGAAACAGUAUGAAAUAAAAUUGGCGGAAGCCAAAGAGAGAAUAUUUCAACUAGAAUCUGGCGCCGGUAUAGUAACAACUCCGGCAGUCGAGGAUUUACAAUUUAGAAUAGAGAAAUUGGAACAGAACAAUCGACAGCUUCUAGAUGAGAAAUAUGAAUUGCAGAAAAAUAAUGCCGAAUUGCAGGAUAAGAUUAUUGCCAGUAAAUUGGUUCACGGUAAUGAUGCAAUUGUCGAAAAAGACAACAGAAUAGCAGAACUCGAAAAUUUGAUAGAGGAACUUAAACAAUCAAAUAAAUUGCUGGAAGAAGAAUCGAAGACUGAGCUGCAGAAGCAAGUAGCUGAAUUGUCAUCCAAGAACGAAGAGCAUUUCAACAAGAUUAUCGAUCUCGAAAAGCAAGUGCACGAACUCGAAAUGGAGAAAAACGAUAUCGCAGCGAGAUUGUCAGCUGAGCAAGUGGUACCUAAAGAAGAUAUGUUAAUAAAAUUGACAAAGGAAUUGGAAGAUUUAAAUAAAAGUAUGAUCAAAUUAAAAGCUCAACACAGAAGCAAAGUAAGAAAUUUACAGAAGCAACUGGAAAACUUCAAAAUGGUAUCCGAUACGAAUGCAGAACUCGUUAGAUUGGGCAAUCAAGUGGCAUUAUUGGAGGAGGAGAAAGGUAACCUUCAGCUGAGUCUGGUAGACUUUGACGAGCUUAAAGCCUCAGCAGGAGAUUGGCAGGAACGUGUUGCUGACCUGGAAAGUAAGGUUUCAUCUCAGACAAAAGAGAUACAGAUGCAUAUUGAUGCAAUAGCCAUCUUAGAGAACCAAAAGUUAGAUUUAACACAAGAACUUUACACGGUGAGGCAGGAGAUCUUGGCUUUUGAAGCUGAGAACGCGGAGUCGGAGAAUCUCAGAGUGGCCGCAGAGAUGAAGGUUGUUGAACUGGAGGAGCAACUGGAAACGGCACACAAAGAACAGAGCGAGAGUAAACUCGAGAUUGAACAUCAUGAGCUCUUGAAAAAGCUGGAUGCUCUAACGCAGGAAAAUUCAGAAUUAUACAGCAAGUUAAACAAAAUAGAAGAGAAAGGUGCUUCGGAUACUGGUUCGACGGAAUCUUUCGAAGCCAUUCAGAUGAACGAUAGAAACGAUUUGUUGAAGAAGAUUGAGGAUUUGGAGCAGAAGAAUAAUGAAUUAACGCUCAAGUUAUCGAAGUUGGAGGAGAAGGAUGGCUCGCAUGCUGGUUCCACAGAAUCUUUUGAGACUAUAAACGACACGGAUCGCAGCGAAUUGAUAAAGAAAAUCGAGCAACUGACGCAGGAGAACAGCGACCUAACUGUGAAAUUGAGUAGAAUCGAAGAGAAGGGAUCGUCCGACACGGGUUCUACGGAAUCUUUUGAGCGUAUCCCGGAACAUAAUGAUAGCCCAACGAAGAUUGAACUACUUACUCAAGAGAAUAACGAACUUGUUAUCAAGCUAACAAAACUGGAAGAGCGAUUGAGUCAAAUAGAAAGCAGCGCUCAACUGGACUCUAAGAUUGAUCAUAGUUUAGAGACACUUAAAGAUGACAGUAGUUUGCGAUUACAGAUUGAGACGCUCACCGAAGGAAAUGAUAAUUUGAUGGGAGAGAUUUCUCAGCUCAAACCGCAGAUAGAGGAUCUCACGGAGGAAAACAACAGGUUACAAGAUCGUAUAGCAAUGUUGACUGCGGAAAAUACUGAGUUAGUUAUCAAUCGUACGAAAUUGGAAGAACGUCUUCAAAUGGAAUUGUCUCAUACUUCUCAAAUGUCAAUCCAAGUGAUAGAAUCUGCUGAUCAAAUUAACGCCUUAGUAGAGAGGCAACAGGUUCUUGAAAAGGAACUGGUGCAAUUGCGGAAAAAAUCGAUGGAACACUCGGUUAACGUAACAUCGUGCGAAACUGAUGAUGCAAAAUCUAAACUCGCGACAUUGGAGAAAGAAAAUGCGCAGAUGACAAUGACAAUCGUACAGCUCGAAGAGCGUAUCAAUAACCAAACAGAAGAUUUAAUUAAAAUUACUCAAGAAAAAGAAGAAUUGAAUCGAAAAGUGGAACACAUGACCAGCGAUGAUUUCUCCAAAGAAAGAUUGGAACUAAUUGAUAAAUUGGAGAAAUUGAAUCAGGAGAAGGAGAACGUCGCUCGCGAGAAGCAGUUGCAUGAGCAACUUAGCAUUUUCUUACAGAAAUCGUCCGACGAAAUUUCAGAGAUGCGAAAGGCGGAGGAGGUUGUUUGUCAGGAGUCACAAACUGUAAUUGUAGCAUCCUUAGAGAAGGAAUUAGAGAAUAGUAAGGUAUUAAUUGUGGAGUACAAGAAUCAAAUAGAGGAGAUGAACAUGAAAUUGGAGAGCAUGGAAACAGAAUUGCAGAAAAAAGCCAAUCAGUUGCUGGAGUACGAAGCAUCAGGCGUAAAACUGGAGAGCGUAGAACGUGAAUUGAAAGACAUGUUCGUUACCGCAGAAGAAUGGAAAUUCAAAUAUGAUGACAUGCAAGAGAAGAUGCAAGCAUUGGAGCAAGCGAAAGAAUCAAUAGAAGAAACUUUGAAGAUAUUAGAGAAUGAUAACAAGGAACUGUUAGAAGUGAUAAAAGAGAAGGACGUGGCAACUGGUACUUUACAAGAGCGUCUUCAAGGUACUAUAGGCUCUCUUGAAACAAGAUUACAAGAUGAAAUGGCGAGUGUAACUGCAAAAGAACAUGAAAUUACGGAUUUGAAAGCUGAGAUUGAAAAGAGAGAUCAAGAAUUGCAUAACAAAUAUGCGCAGUUGCAAAAUGGAAUGAUUACUAUAGACAAUUUACAGGAUGAGUUGAAUAACUAUUUGAUCAAGCUUAAAGAAAACGAGACUGCUUUAUCGUCAUCAUUAGGAGAGAUUGCGAGACUUAAUGAUACAAUAAAGGAGAAGGAAGAAGAAGUUCAUACUCUGAAAGAUAAUAUUAGCAAAAUUACUGAAGCAUUAGAGCAAUCUAAGCCUGCGGCAGAAUUUAAGGAAAUUUUGGAGAAUUUGCAAAAUAAAGAAACAAAUUACAUUGAAUUAGAGAAUAAAUAUGAAGAAGCCUUGAGAGAAAAUAAUGAGUUGGCACAAAAAAUUGGGGAUAUGUUAAUGCGUGACGAGAGCAUUAAAAAUGAAUUGAUUAAGAAAGAAGAGGAAAUCCAGAGUUUGCUUUCAGUUAAGGGAGAAUUGGACACACAAAUUGAAGAAGUCAAGAACGACAAGACUGAAGCUGAAAAGCGAACUUGGGAACUGCAAGCGAUUUUGGACAAUCAAACUACAUAUGCCGAAAAAGUGCAAUUGGAGUUGACAAACGAAUACAAGCAAAUGGAACGGCUUAAAACUAAGCAUCAGGAGGAUAUGACGAUGUCGGCUCAAAGAUUAGAAGAUAUUAUGAAGGAAUUAAUCGAAAAAACACUGGAAAACGAAGCUAUGAAGGCUGAGUUGGAACAGAACGAGUUGCUCGGUAAAAACGUCACGGAAGAGACAACCAUCUUGGAGGGCAAAGUUGCUGACUUGGAACAAAAACUUUCAGAAUCAGAGUCUAAGCUACAGACGCAGUCUGAAAAGAUGAAAAAGAUUGUGGCAACGUUUAACAAAAAGAAGAUAGCAUGCCAGGAGCUUGAAGCGCGUGUCGCUGAAUUGGAGGAGAAGUGGACGACGGAGAAAGAUGAGAAGGGAGUUAAAAACAAGCGGAUACAAGAAGUGGAGAGUUCUAUGCGGGAGAAGGACAACAAGAUCCAUGAUUUGGAGGAGAAGUUGUUGCAGGCGAAAAAUAAUACUGUCGAGAUUCUUGCAAAUUCAGAGAAAUUUGAGAAGGAGUCGAUUAGUUUGAAAGAAAAAAUUGCGAUGUUAAUGGAACACGUUGCGGAGAUGGACGAGGAAAUCGAGAAGCAGCGCGCAGAGAUGGAACGUCUCUCUCUCGACGUGACGACGGAGAAAACAGCGAAAGAGAACGUUGCUGAAGAAUACGAGUUUUACAAGCAAACUGUGAGCAAGGAGGACGAACAAAAACAGGCAAUUCUGGACGAGGUGAAGGAACAGGCGCGAGAAUUGAGCGUGCGCAUGCAAGUAAUGGAGACUGAGUAUGUUGAACAGCUUGCUACAAUAAAGAAUCUGAAGGCAGAGAAUGGCCUCUUGAUGUCCAAACAAACGCAGAUCGAUGAGAAACUGGAAAACGCCGAGAAGAAAUCGGAAGAGCGACGUGUGCUAAUUGAACAGUUACAAAAAGAGAUUGCAACUAUGGCGUCUGUGGCGGUAACUGCACAGGUGCCGGAACAGAGUGAAUUGAGAGAGGACGACACACGGAUUACGCAGCAUUGCGAUCAUUCAGAGCAAUGUCAGAAUUUGGUGCAAGCGUUAGAGGCGCGUCUACAAGAGCGCCAAGCGGAAAUUGAAAAUCUGAAUAAUGAAUGGGCCAAUUCGUACGGCAAUAUCGUGUUACUUCACGAUGAGUCUCAGAGGCACAACGAUAUGAUGAUGCAAACUGCUCAGGCGCGCUUUAAUCAAUCACUGAUGGACCAAACGAAUACGCUACAACAGGAGAUCGAUUCUUUGAAAACGGAAAUAGCUGCGAGCGAUCGGAAAGUGUCGGAAUUAGAGGCUGAGUUGGAAAAGUACAAUCACAAGAACGCCGAGUGCAAAGUGGAAAUUCCCGAAGAAGUUGAAACUUCUAUUGCCGAAAAUCAGCAACAGCAGACGCAAGAUGUUUCACAAUCGCUCGACUCGGCGAAGAUUUUCGACUCAGCUGUCGCUUCGGACACUAAAAAGGAAAUAGAACAAUUGCAGAGUUUAUUAAGCGAGCAACAGAGUCAGUGUUCUGAACAUAUGAGAAAAAUGGAUCUUUUACUCAAUAAUAUCGAAGAUGAGAAAUUGCGUGUCCAAGAGUUACGGGAUCAAUUUGAAGAUUCGCAAAGCAAAUUGAAGAAGACAGAGAGUCUUCUUUCUGAGAAGAACGCGCAGGUGGAUUCAUUGAAUGCGGAAUUGGAUAAUGUAAUUCGUCAGAUGAAUGAUUUGAAAACGUUACAGGAACAAUAUUAUACUGUUGAAGCCGAGUCACAGAGAUUACAGCAAUUAGUAACUGACAAAAAUGCACAGAUAGAUUUGUUGACUGCCGACAUAAAUAUUAUAAAUCAACAAAUGAGUUCGCAACAACAUACGGAUGCAGAAGCCGGUCUGCGAACAGAAAUCUCACACAAGGACACAGAAAUCACUGCGAUGAGAACAGAGAUGACUUCUAUGAAAGAUAUUGUAGAAGCAUUAACAACGGAACGAGAUCAGCAAAUCGAAUCGUACAAACUUCAGAUUAAUAAUCUGGAAACAGAAGUGAGAAACGCUAGUAAUAAUGAUUUGAUACAAGAGUGGGAACAACGUAUCUUUGCAACCAUUGCAGAAAGAGACUUGCUGCAACUGCAAGUGAAUGAUCUGACACGAUCCUUGGAUGAAUUGAAGGAAUCGCUUGGGAGUCAGCGUAAUCUGCAGAUUGAGUUAGAGAAUGUUUCGCGAGAGAGAGAUCAGGCCCAAAUACUUAUUGCAAAUCUUACGCAAGCUUUGGAGGAUUCGAAACAGAAUAUCCAGGAAUCGAAGAUACAUGGGGACAAUUUGAAGGAACGUUCUUUUAUGGAAAAAUCGAUCGUUGAACAAGAAUUAGAACAAGUUCCUGUGGUUGUCGAAGAAUCAAUUAGCCAACAUGAAUCUGUACAAUCGGCACAUGCGCCUAUCGAACAAGAAAUACCGCAGGAGAUUCAGUUGGACAUCGGUUCGGGUUGGGAUAGCGCUUCUGAAAACCUUAAUAUCGACGAAGAACCCUGGGGCUGGAAUGCGGAGAAUGUCCAAUCGGCUGUCAGUAGUCAACAUCUCAGCACAAUGACAUUGAGCGCUGAAAUGCAAUUACGUGCGAAAGUAGAAGAGUUGCAAAGUAGAAUCAAAGAUUUAGAAUCGCAGAACGCUGGGAUCGCUGAAGAAAACAAAGCGGCGCAAGUGAAGAGCGGUAAAUUGGUAAAGAAAUUGAAAGAAUAUAAAGUGCAGAUAGAGGGCUUACAGCAACAAUUAAAAACGCAAAAGCAGACUGACAGCUUCUUUAACUUAGAUACGGCAAUCGAGGAGGAGCUGAAGGCGCAAAUAGCCAAUUUGGAAAAAGCUCUUAAUGAAAUUAAGGAGGAAAAGAAAAAUGUCGUUGCUGAGAAGGAGGCUUUACUGAAACGACUUGAUGUAUUAGUAUCGGCUAAUGACAGAUAUAUGGAAAUGAAAGAGAGACAAGACAUGGAAGUUGAAGUAUUGCGCAUUCAGAAUAAGGAACUAGGUAAUAAGAUACAAUCUUUAGAAUGGCGAUUAGAGGAAAAUGCGACUGGUAUAGAAGAUACUGCUUCUUCGCAACACAAAGGUCAAAGUGAUCCGACAUCUUCUGAGAUCGAUAAAUCUGUCGCACAUGGUCAGCCCCAGAAAAGAUCAGUGGAACCUAACGAUGACUUGGAAGUAAUAUCAAAGAAAUACAAGGAGGAGAUAGAUGAUUUGAAGGACGAGUUAGAAGCGCUUGCAGCUGAAAACGAACAACUACAGCACUUUUUGGAAGAACAAAAAACGGCGAUGGCGAAUUUGGAGCCGAAAGGUAACAAUAACUCUGAUGAGCUUGUAGAAAAAUUAGACACUUUGAGUAACCAAAAUGCGCAGCUUCAAAGCAGUUUAAAUAAAAGCAAGGAAGAAUAUGACAUUCUCAGGAGACAGUAUGAGCAAAGUCUAAUAGACGCGAAUGAUCAAGUGACAGCAAUGCGGCAGAAUAGCGAUUUCCUCAAGAUUGAAUUUGCGGAGAAGGUAGAAAGAUUAGAAAUGGAGAUAGUUCAUCUGCAGAGAGCUUUGGAAGAGAAAAAUGUUUUGGAAGACAAUACUUUGAUAAGCUCGGAAGAAAAACUUUCGGCCGUCAAUGCGUCUCUGAUGGAAGUCACGGAAUUGCUUAACGCCAGAGUCCAAGAAGUUGCUGAAUUGAAGCAAGAGCUUCAAGUUCAAUACGUGGAAAGACAGCAAGCCGAAGCGACGCUACAAUUGGAAAUACAAAACUUGACUAAAGAGCUAGACGAGAGGAAACAAGAUCUAGGAGCUUUGAAGCAAGCGUUUAGCGAUAAGGAGCACGAGCUGAUACAGCAAAGAAGUGUGGAGACAGUAAAUACUAUUGUUAGCGAGGCUACCCAAGAAUUAGUCCAGAAGCACGCGAUUGAGAUCGAAGGAAAGGAUAAGGCAUUGCGCGAUUUAACGGAGAAGCUGAAUGUAUUGCAAUCGAUAGUCGAUGAAUACACCUUGAAGCUGCAAGAUUGCGCGACUAAAUUGGAGACGCAACAGCAACAAAUUGCAUAUUUGAAGGAGGAUUUAACAGAGCGAAAUUCAAUAAUAGGAACUACUCAAACUGAUAUGAAUUUAAUGAAUGAAAAAUUGCGAGAAAAGCAACAGGAACUGAUACAAUACGAGGAAGAGAAAACGAAACUCGCGGCAGAAGUAGAGAGAUGCUUAGCGGAUAUUCAACGCCUGCAGAAUCGACUGACUGCAAUGGAGGCAGCUUCUGUUGAUCUGCAAGAGUGCAGCUCACGUAUUCACGACUUGGAACAAGAAGUUCAAGUUCUAAAAUCGGAGAACGAAUCGAUUUUAUCGCAAUACGACAAGGAGACGGAAAUGUAUCAAGCUCAAUUAGAAAGUAACAAAGAUCAAAUUGAUGCUUUGAAACAUGAUCUACGAGAGAAAACCGAGCAGUUGCAUUACGUGAGCACGCAAUUAUGUGCUAAGGAGAACGAUUUGGAAGGAAUCAAGACCAAGAUGAGUGACAAGGAUUCUUUAUUGGAGAUGACGAAUCAGGAGCUGAACGACAAACGAGCUGAACUGGAGAGAUUGCGCAACGAGCAGAAUUCUCAGGUGAUCGAUGAUCUUUCGAAUGCUAGAAUGGGCCGCGACGACGACUUAGAGCUGCAAAGUACAAUAAAUGAACUGAAGGCGCAGAUGGAAGCUAAGCAGCAGGAAUUGGAGCAUUUGAAAUACGUUUUGAGCGAGAACACGUAUCCCACAAUCAUCCAGCAAAUGCAAGACAGAAUUAAUUGUCUGUAUAAUGAGAAGGCUACUCUGGAGGCUUCCCUGCGAGCAACUACAGAGAGCUUGACGGAGAAGCAGCAGCAAGUAAACCUUCUGACGCAACGCAUCAACGAGCAAACUCAGGAGCACAUUUCUAAGGAGGAAGCUAGUUUAGUCUCCAGAGACCGAAGAUCUGCGCACGAACAGGAGGAAAUUGUUCGGUUGCAGAAUGAAUUGCACGCGAAGCAACAAGAGAUUAACGAAUUGAAAUACAUCAUAGCCGAGAAAGACUCGCAAUUGUGUCUUCAGGCCAGUAUGGAGCCGCAAUCGGAUGACUUCGAGCUACGCGAGACCGUACAGAGAUUGAUGGGAGAAUUGUAUGGCAAGGAGCAAGAAGUACAAACGUUAAAGUCGACUAUCGCGGAGUUACAAGAGCAGACUCUGCUUCUUAAAGAUUACGAGAGGCUCUCCGAAGAGAGCAGAAACGCGAUUGAGAAGUUAACUUCGGAGAAAGAGCAAAUCCGUAUCAACGCUGAAGAAUUCCUGAAUAGGGAAUUGCAAAAGAAAGAAUCGGACAUCGGUGAGAUAAAGCAACAAUUAUCGGAGGAGAAUCAUAAGUUACUGGAGGAACUUCGAUUGAAGGACAGUGAUAUGGAGAAUCUGAAAGCACAAUUUGAACAAUUACGUACGACUGCGAAUGAUCGGGGCAGUAAGUUGCAACAAAAGGAGAACGAGUUGAUGCAUACGAUCGACGAUCUGGCGGAGAAGGAAAGAAGACUGGCUGAGCUGAGCAUCACCAAAGACACCGAACUUCACAACUUGAAGGUGCAGAUCCGUGAAAAAGAAGCGCGAAUAGACGAGCUCUUGGCAUUGUCUGCGGAAGAGGAGAAACAAUUGGAUGAGUUGAGACAAACAUUGGCAGCUAGUGAUACAGAAGUGAACAGGCUGAAGGAAUUGCUGGCGCAAAAGGUUUCGGAGCACGCUUUGAUACAACACGCUUUGAAGAAAGAAGUACCCGUCGAAGCUGCGUCGUCGAAAAGCUUGGAAACUGUUGAAAAGGUCGACAAUAGGGAGACCGUUUCCAGUGAGUUGGAUCUCGCACUAUAUAUGCUUCAUCAAAGAGAUGUCCGAUGCGAGGAGCUGACUCACGAAUUGAUGCAGCUGCUCGAGGAGCGCGAUACAUUGCAAUUGCGAUUAUCUAAUGCGAUCCGGGUGAAUGAAGAACUCAGAAGAGUGGGCAGCGCCGAAGCAAGCCCAAUGAAAGACUCGUCAUCGGCUUCUCAUGCGAUAAUAGAACCUGUCGUGGAACAACCUUCGCCUUCAAAGUCCGAGGGACCAGUCGAGAUCGCAAAGGAAGCUAUCGAUACUCCGAUUGAGGACAAGGAAGCUCUUGCUCUGAAAUUGUCGCAGUUACAUUCAGUCAGCCAUGCAAAGGAUGUACGAUUGAAGGACGAACGAGAGUUAAGACAUAAUCAACAAAUGUCUUUAUUAGCCCAUAGAGAUGUUUUAAACACAUUGCCACCCGAAGCAGCUGCAAGACUCGUCAACGCUAAUUAUACACUCUCUCGAGACGUUCAGAGCCAGUCGAGUGUUCUUUUGAAUUGGUUGUGGGGCAAGAGCACACCAAAGGUAGUACACAUGUGAUGAACGAAUAGCGGGAAUAAAAUGGCCAUCGCUUUUGCCUUCUGGAGACAUUCCUGCCAAGUGCCAACUGCCAAGACUUAUUCCUGCAGUUAACUAAUAUUGAAACAGCCUGUCGUAUUUUUCAGACGUAAAUCACAUGCUGGCACGGUUAUAAAGAAUAGUUUUGUGAGAGUAUUCUGAGUGAUGGAAGAACGUCAAAAGAAAUAUUUUUGAAAUUACAUAUAUACAUGUACAGAAUAUAACUAUAAUAGUGUAUUUUCUCUGAAAAAGUUGCUCUCUCCUCUCCUCUCCUCGGAAAAAGAGGAGAAUACGAGAAGCAGACUUUACAUGUAUUAUAACGUUGUACAGCAAAUAAGCAUGGAAUAUAAGAUAAAAUCUAAGAUAUUAGAUAAUAUAUAAUAAUAUUUUGCUUUUUUUAUUCGGUGACUAAAUUAUGUAUAAUAAAGCAUUUGCAAUGAGAUAUAUGUUACAGGAUGUUGGAGUUUCAUCAUUGUGUUAUUGAAUAUAAACAUGUUUAUUAAAGUCUUAUUUUGUUAGUUUAUUAAUUUAAUAAUCAUAUAUUUCGUAAAGUAUCCACGAUUGUCUUCCGGCUUGAUAUAAUUUAAUAUCAUAUUGUUAAUUGUAAUAUCAUAUUAUUGUUUAUUAUACAUCGAAGAAAAGCCGUAGAAGACAAAUCACAGAUAAUGCAGAAGUAAUUCGUGAUAAUUGUGAAUCGUUUAAUCGUUCUAUUUCCAUAAAUUUUGUACAAAGGAGGAAGAGAAAAGAUUCAGUAAUUAAUAAAAUGGAUAGAAGAAUG
Messenger RNA from Vollenhovia emeryi, 11793 nucleotides. Its product is annotated as sporulation-specific protein 15. The record is from RefSeq and is a predicted model, not a curated record. The coding region runs from base 264 to 10997 and encodes 3577 amino acids. Lineage: Eukaryota; Metazoa; Arthropoda; Insecta; Hymenoptera; Formicidae. The transcript is spliced from 11 exons.